GAAGACAGUGGGGUCGGGUGUAUGAUCCGCCAUAGACGGUAGCGCAUCCUCGGGUUGGUGAGCUCCCUGUCUCCGGAGCUGUCAUCAUCGAUCAGGGAGGGGCGAGCUCAGAGAUGCCGGCUCCUUCUUGGUCCAGGGCCGGUGAAGCCCUCCUCUCCUCCUCCUCCUACCCCAGCCUCUCCUCCUCCUCCUCCCCGCAUUGCCCACCUAGGCAUCCCCCUUGUCCAGCAGCCGGCGUGCUGAAUGGAGAUGUCACUACAAAGCGGAGGACGAGCGCUGGGGGGCGCAGCCGGCGCCCACUGACCUGCCAUGUACUGGGGGCGCUGUCCUGUGAUCAGGGCUCCUGUGGUUUCCCGACAAGAUCUGGGUUUGCAGCGUUGACAGAGGAUCUGCAGUGAUCUGGGGGGCAGUUUUUAUAACCUUUACAUGGGAGCUAUAGGAAGGGCUGCUGCAACUGCAUCUGUCUGCGUCACAGCCUCCUGCAGGGAAAUCUGCUGAGUUUUUUUUUUUUUCUUCUUAAACUGAUAUGUACCAUGAUUCCACCCGACUGGGGACACACGGCUCUCAGCCUACAGCCACCAAUCUAAUGGAAAGUGGGGUUCAUCGCAAAAAGGAUCUCGCUCUAAGAAACGGGUGUCCAGCAGAAUCCAAUGACUGUACGGGGACAUCUAUGAAUAUUCAUGGGAUGAACACUAUUGUGGAUAUCCUAGAUACUGCAAUGCUCAACUCGGGGAAAGAAACCCAGCUUGUACCAGCUGCUAAAGACUCUAAAACGGUCAAGCUGAGGUUCUUAAGAAGAACUGUAAUAGAGUCCGAUCAAGAAGAACCUCCAGUUCUAGAUUUGAACGAAUCUCAAAACCGCAACAAGGUCAUCCCUAUCUCUAGAGCCAGGCGAGCCAUUGCCAAGAGGGUGCAUGAGGUCAGUGACCAGGUUGUGACCAAAGAGGCCCCUGAACCCAAGUCCGAGACCUCCAGUGAAAACAAAGCGGAAGGACUACCAGCCCAAGUGGAACUAGAGAAAAAAGAUGAACCCGAAAUUGCAAAAGAGGUACCAAAGUCCAAAAAAGAAGAGGAGGACGACAACGAAGAGGAUUCUGACAUUAAAGCUGUUUCUACCUCCCCCGAUGGCAGGUUUUUAAAGUUUGACAUUGAAAUCGGAAGAGGCUCCUUUAAGACGGUUUAUAAGGGUCUGGAUACAGAAACAUGGGUGGAGGUAGCAUGGUGUGAACUUCAGGAUCGUAAACUAACAAAGCUUGAGAGACAGCGAUUUAAAGAGGAGGCAGAGAUGCUGAAAGGUUUACAACACCCGAACAUUGUCAGGUUUUACGACUUCUGGGAAUCUUGUCUGAAGGGGAAGAAGUGUAUUGUUCUGGUUACCGAACUUAUGACAUCAGGGACACUGAAGACAUACUUGAAGAGAUUUAAGGUGAUGAAACCAAAGGUUUUGCGCAGCUGGUGUCGGCAGAUACUGAAAGGACUGCACUUUCUUCACACCCGGGCGCCACCCAUCAUCCAUCGGGACUUAAAAUGUGACAACAUUUUUAUUACAGGGCCGACCGGCUCUGUAAAAAUUGGAGAUCUUGGGCUGGCCACUCUCAAACGAGCGUCUUUUGCCAAAAGUGUAAUAGGGACUCCCGAGUUUAUGGCACCUGAAAUGUAUGAAGAACAUUAUGACGAGUCUGUGGAUGUUUAUGCUUUUGGAAUGUGCAUGUUAGAAAUGGCUACCUCAGAAUAUCCAUACUCCGAAUGCCAGAACGCUGCUCAGAUCUAUCGGAAAGUGACCAGUGGAGUAAAACCAGCAAGCUUUGAGAAAGUGCCAGACCCUGAAAUCAAAGAGAUAAUCGGGGAGUGCAUCUGCAAGAAGAAGGAGGAGAGGUAUGAAAUUAAAGACUUAUUAAGCCAUGCUUUCUUUGCUGAAGACACUGGGGUGAGGGUGGAACUUGCAGAGGAGGACCACGGCAGGAAGUCCACAAUUGCCUUAAGACUGUGGGUGGAAGACCCUAAAAAGUUGAAAGGAAAACCCAAAGAUAAUGGAGCCAUUGAGUUUACUUUUGACUUGGAGAAGGAAACGCCUGAAGAUGUUGCACAAGAAAUGGUUGAAUCAGGAUUUUUCCAUGAUAGUGAUGUGAAAAUUGUGGGAAAGUCAAUACGAGAUCGAGUGGCAUUAAUCCAAUGGAGACGAGCAAGGAUUCGUGUGGAGAAUGGUGAAAGUGAGGGCCUAGAACAAAUGAAUGUGCCACAGACACCACUUGCACCAUUGGCCCAUUCUUCCCACAUUGGUCAAAAUAUGAUGAAUGAAGCAGAUGAACUUGAGACUGACCAGCAUUCAUUUUUGCCCAAACUACCCGCCAGCAUAACUUCAGUUGCAUCUGACAGCACAUUUGACAGUGGUCAGGGGUCUACAGUCUAUUCGGACUCACAAAGCAGUCAGCAAAGUGUAAUUUACUCCUCUCUGCCAGACUCUCUACCCUCUGCGGUCCAGCGAGUAUACAGCCCACCCAUCAUCGAGGGACAGGUAUCACAGAGCCCUCAACAUCAGCUGGGGCAGUACCAGCAAGCUGCAGCACAUGGUGUUUGUAGUGCCCCUACAUUGCACUCCGGACUACCACAACAUCAUUACCAAGACCCAAGCACAUCUUACCCUUUUGCACAGCCAACCACUGUUGCAUCUCUCCAGUUUGGGCCUGCCGCACCUGUAUUAUCCAGCCAGCAGCAGCCAGUUCAACACCUACAGCAAAUUCCAGCCGGGCAUACUGUCUGUCCAGUGCAGCCUACCUCCCAUACAUACCCACAGUACCAGCCACCACUCAAACCUCUACAGAUCUCCACUGUACCAUUGCAGCAGCACCAGGUACCUGCAUCACAGCUUCCUCCGUAUCCUCUCAUUCCAGCAGUUACUCCUCUAACAGGACUCGAGAGCCUCCCUGCCAAUCUCUCUGACUUACCUGCUGUCUGUAUCACUCCCCUGCCUGCUCCUUGUCAGUAUUUCCCUUCAGGUGUGGUUAUGCCCAACCUUCCUGUGACUCCCGCAGGGCUCCCACCAGGGCAAAUAGUCAAUCCGCAAUUGGUGCUACCCUAUGAGACAAAUCUUAUGCCAAACAUACAGGUGGCUCCUGUACCUUUAUUAACGGUGGCUCCCCCUGGUGGGCCUGGAUUACCAACCCCACAACCGCUGCCACUGCAUUCCCAAACACAGGUGUACCAGGCCUCCUUUCAACAGAUCAUUCAGAGUGAUGUCCCUAUGGUUCAUCACUCACAAAGUGUUCCGCCUGUGUCACAGCAACCCCAUCCACCUCUUCCUCAGUCACAUCAUCCGAGCAUAACCCAUCCACCUGAUCAGACUACAUCUGGGGCUGGGAACCAGGUCAUUGGUCUUCCGCAGUAUUCAGUGGAACUGGGCACUCCUAUAGCAAUGAUGCCUGUUGCUUCAGUGAUAUCACCACCUGUGCAUCUAUCAAAUGAUACUCCCCCACCCCAUCAGGGGCAAGAUCCACUUGCACAAGUAUCAUACCCACAUGCCACAACGGAGAUGACUUUUGCUGAAAAUCAAAGUAUGCAUAUAGGGUCAGGCCUAUCACAGGUUACUGAUCCUCAUAACCUGGCCAAUGCCAUCCGGUCGUACACUGAAUCCAGUCAAGAGGAAACUUUGUUACAAGAGAAUCUGCCAACCUCCAGUCAGAGCUGUGACAAUUAUAUAGGUUCUGAUGCAGCAUCUGGUAAAGAAAUGAGUGACUAUGAGGGCGUCCAUGGUGGUGGUAAACAAGAUGGAAAACCAGCAAGGAAACACCACCGGCGGUCAUCUCGUACUCGCUCUCGACAAGAAAAGACCAAUAAACCCAAACUGACCAUUCUUAAUGUGUGCAACACUGGAGACAAAAUGGUGGAGUGUCAACUGGAAACACACAACCAUAAAAUGGUGACCUUUAAAUUUGACUUGGAUGGUGAUGCACCAGAGGAGAUUGCUACAUACAUGGUGGAAAAUGAAUUCAUACUGCAGGCUGAGAAAGAGAUUUUCAUUGAGCAGAUGAAGGAUGUUAUCGACAAGGCAGAGGACAUGCUGAGUGAGGAUACAGAAGGGGAGAGAAGCUCCGAUCAAGGGGCAAGUCCUCAGCAAACAGACUCCUUCAGGGUGGAAAUGAGGGAGGAAAAUCCGCUCAACCCUGAAAAAACUCCAGUGUACCAACAGAAUGUUUUGCAUACAGGAAAGAGAUGGUUUAUCAUCUGUCCAGUGAAGGAAUGCCCAACUACUGCAGAAGGGUCAUCCCUCAAUGGUAACCAGGAAGUUCAGAGUAAUCUCAAAGAUGAAAGAAUUUCUGAAAUCAACCAACAUGAGUGUCCAACAAGUGAGGAUAAGACUAUUUCAGCUGCGACUCAGUCCAUUUUAACAGAUGCAUGUGACCAGUCCAUGGGAAUUCCUGCUUCCAUGACACAAUCCUCCUCAACAAUCUCGCCCACUGAGAUGCAAACUCUUCCAGAAUCCCUUUCCUUCCUCCAAGGAGAUACUAUCACUAUUGGUGCAUCUGCUAUUUUACAACCUGUGAUAGAAGCACAACCAGACUCGGUUAUCUUGGAUGGUGUUCUGCUAAAAGAGGCGCCAGUUGUACCUCAACCAGAGCACAAGCCAUGUGUGUUACCACCUGAUAAGACAAGUUUGACCACAAAUGAAACUGUUCAGUCAGAACAUGUAAAAUGUGACAAUGGUCAUGUGCAGAAGGUUCCUCAGGAAAAAGUUCUCGAUCUUAAGCCUGAGCAUCAGGUGUUAUAUGAUUCAGAUACUGGUUCUCCUGUUGUAGUCCAAUUAAAGUCAGAAACUGGAUUGACUAUUCAGGGUAUCCCAAUAACUGAUCAACUACAUGUCAUUCAAGAAGUAUCUCCAGCAUCGCAACCCACCUUACAGACACAAGCCCAAGGUUUAGCUGUGACCUUGAUUAACCCAAAUCUUCAGCAGUCGGGCAUAGAGUCUGAUGGGGAAGGGCCACCUAGAUUGGAGUUCACUGAUGACACUAUUAAGACUUUAGAUGAGAAACUCCGUACAUUACUAUACCAGGAGUAUACUCCAGCUAACAUGCCUGCUGGGACACCAGAGAACUCUGUCACAUUAGAGAAUGCACCAGAGGUCAUCAACUCCCAGCCACUAAACCAGGACAUCAACACACUCUCAGCUCUACAAAUUGAACAUGGUGGUGAUAUGGUUUGUGACUUACAAAGUCAGAGGGGCCAAGCACAAAGACGUGGCUCUGGAGAUCAGAAAUGGGAGGAAAAUGCCAUCGAUAGAUCUCCUAAAAGAAGAUCACAUCAUGCUGACAAGUCUAAAACUAUUGGGAGGUUUUCCGUGAUGAGUACCGAAGACGAGGUCACCAUAACCUCUCCAAAUUAUCUGAGGUUUUCUGCACCACCAGAUGUGUAUCUGGAUCAACUUCCACCACAACCAGUCAGGACCUCAGUCCCGCGGGCUCACACCUCCUCACCUAUAAACUCUCUCUUCUGUGGACACGUGUCUAGUGAUUCAGGGGAUGAAAUCCCUCCACCAAAACCCAAAGAUGGCCCUUCAACCCCAAGCAAAGGGGCAACUAAUGACUUCAUAAAGAAAGCUACUGCUUUUUUGCAUCGAAAGGCCAGUAUGCAAAGCCCAGAUUCUCCUAGUGGCCAGGCCAUGAAAAUCCCCUCAAUAAAUGUUACAUCUUUUCAUUCGCAGUCUUCCUAUAUGAGCAGCGAUAAUGAUUCUGAGUUUGAAGAUGCGGACAUGAAGAAAGAGCUACAAAAUCUCAGAGAAAAGCACAUGAAAGAAAUUUCUGAGUUACAAGUGCAGCAGAGGAAAGAGAUAGAAGCCCUUUACAUCAGACUGGGUAAACCUCUUCCACCUAAUGUGGGAUUCCUUCAUGCAGCGCCACCAAGUGGCCGCAGACGGAGAAUCAGCAAAAACAAAUUGAAAAGUGGAAAGCUGCUCAAUCCUUUGGUUCAGCAAUUGAAAAACGGUACAAGUGAUAUAACCACUGAUUGUAAUGGGUCUCCUUCCAAGGAUCCAUUGAAGUCUCAACUGGACCCAAAGAAUAGACUUGCAGUUACCUCCCUGACAGCAUCUCCGGGUCGAGCCGUUCAGACCCAGCAGCCUUGUUCAGUGAAAGUGACAGUGUCCUCAGAUAAUAUCUGUUCUGGGGUUGUCCGGGAUGGUGUUGAUAUGCAUGGCAGCAGCGGACAAGGCUGGACGGUUUACCACCAAACUUCUGAGCGAGUGACCUAUAAGUCUAGUAGCAAACCUCGUACCCGAUUCCUCAGUGGACCUGUCUCUUUAUCCAUCUGGUCCACUCUGAAACGGCUAUGUCUAGGCAAAGAGCACAGCAGUAGAUCCUCAACAAGCAGUCUUGCUGUAGGACCCGAACAGUCGUCUGUCCCACCUGUGACUACACCGCAAGUCCAAGCCCAGUCUAACAAUAGCAACAACAAAAAGGGGACAUUCACAGAGGACCUUCACAAGCUUGUGGAUGAAUGGGCAAGCAAAACAGUUGGGGCAGCACAAUUCAAGCCAACCUUAAAUCAACUGAAGCAGUACCAACAACGGCUGGACCUGGAGCACAAGCCUACACCACGCAAUGAUGACUCAAGUUCAGCAAGUCAAGGUUUAUCUGAAAAUUCGAAUUACAAAACUCGUCAGACUUGUCCGACCCCCAUGGGACUGAUGUCAUCCUCCAUUCCAGCAGCCCUUUCUGGAGCAACACAGUCUGGUAUAUUACCAUCUUACAUGAUGCCCUUAUGUCAGUAUGCAGGGGGUUUACCAACAACAGGGUAUGGAGUUCAGUGGGCUGGAGCAACUAUGCCCACAGGAGGUCAGCAGAUAACUCAGUCAGCCAGCAUGCAGAUAUUCCCAAUGUCCUUGCCGCAGCCCACCAUGAAGCAGUCUCAUUCCAACAUGAGAAUCACGUAGCUUUGAGGCCUUCCUUUGUAUGAAAGUCUAUAUUUUAAUUGUCUGAGCCUGCCCAUGCCUUGUGUGUUCUUAAGUCCCACCCCAGCAGUGCUGGGUAAAGUUGUAUGGUUAGUAGCAGCCCUCUUGAGCACUGUAAGAUGGAUGAGGAGUAUGGCAUGACUGCAAAUCCUGUCCAAACCCACAUCUGCCUGCACACAACCAUACUCUGCAUUCCACGAUCACUGUGAAAGUCAUGCGCAUAGUCUCAUAGCCCUUACUGCUUGGUCUACAUUUCUGUGGUUUAUAAUUUUACACAUUCUGAAAUGUAUAGUACUUGAACUAAAAAAAAUUGAGAGGUUUAGUGCCUUGAGUUAUUUCCAGUUUGCCUGGAAAACCUGUGUGAAAAAAUGGAAAGAAGAAUGCCAACUUUUUUGUUAUUCCAUCCACCAUUUUUAUUUAACCAUUUUUUCCCAGCACAUACCUACCAUACAUACAUAUGGCACUUUUUGUUUCCUUUUUGCCUUACCUGUGAAAGAUGGAUGUUGUGUUUUUAUAUACCAGUACCCUCUCUCCAACUUCAUAAAUUAUAAUAAAUAUAUAUUUUUGUUUUUAAUUUAUACCUGUAAAAAGCAUAAACACUGGCUUUUUAUUUUAAUCUAGAAAAUCGAUAAACUUAUUGACACUUGCAUAAGAAAAUUUGUUUCCAGGUACAAACGGAGCUACAUUGUCAUUGGAAGAAUGCAUCUAACAUCUUUAUGUAUUAUUUUAAUGCUUUGCCUGAAUUUUAAUUUUAAGAUUUUUUUUUCCUUUUUUCUUUAUUUUUUUCAACCGAAGGUUUUUUGGAGGCAGAUUCUCAAGGUUUUCGAGAACUCCCAAAAUGAUCUCCUUUUUAGUGGUUUAAGCUCAUGGGUGGAUAUUUUAUGAUAUUGGUCAACAUAUUGUGGGCUGAUGUGCAAUCCAUUAACUUACCCAGAAGCCAAAAGUAACUUUGUGACACAUGCCUCAUUAGUGCUACUAUACAAUGCUCAGAUCGGUCCAGUCCAUUAAUUUCAAUACUUGGUUACUGAUGCACUUCAAAAUGACUUCUAGAAUAGGCUUUCACAAUCAUACACUUGGCUACAAACCUUGAGAAUAUGCCCAAAUAUUAUUUUUCGUUUGUUACUAUGAUUUACUUUGCACUUUAUUUAUUGCACACUCACAAUUUAAUCAGUGUUAGCACAUAUACAGAGCUGCUAAAAAAAAAAAAAAAAAAAAAAAAAAAAACUUUGAUUCUCUUUUUGGGGAAAAUUAUUGUUUUAUGUCCUUUCCACAUGAAUAAGUAGAAUGUUAAUUUAUUUUUCCUGGUAAAGGAGACAAAUAUAGUCCUUGCCCUUGUUGGUAACACAAUUCACUGUUCUGCCCACACUUCACUAGACCUCCUUCUUCUUUUAUAUAUUCACCAACAAUAUUAUGGGUUUCAUUUGUAAAACUGUUUUUGCUUUUUUUUUGUGUUUUUUUUUUUUUGUUUUUGUUUUUUUUGAUGCUUCUUUUUCAGAUUCAUAAUGUGUGGCAUCAGCAAUACUUCACUAAACAGAUACUUUGCAUAGACUUUACAGUUGCUAUAGUGAACAAUCUAUAUAUUAUGCAGCUCACAUUGAGUAGCUGCUAGAAUUAAAGGUAGAUCCAGCUGUGAAGACAAAUCCUUUGUUCUGUUUCAAGAAGGGUCAAGGAUGGUCACUGCCACCAGUACUACUAACACGCACCAUACAAAACCUGUGUAGACUAUAAAUGUACUUGGUGGCUUUCAAACUUAUUGUACACAACUUGUCAGAAUUGCUGCAACCUGCUUACUAAGACAAUACGUGGUUGGUUAACCCUUGAAUCCCCUAAAACAGGUAGUCAGACAGGAAAACUGGAUACAUUUCUCUUUCAUGAUAUUUUGGAUUCUCCCCUAGAGGCCUUGGCGCCUUGUUCUGUCAAGCUGUGAAAUGUAUCUCCCAAAGUCUAAAAGCUUUGUCAAUGUCUCCAUUUUGUUGGUAAUCCCUGACUGUAAACUCAUCAAUUCUGUUGGAAUUGAAUUUUAUAUUGACCAUUCUGCAGGGCAAGAACCUUUUAAGAUAGAAAGAGAUUUCUGUUCUCUUCAAGAUCUUGAAUUUGUUUUUAGAUUCAUGUGUGUGCUUCAUGAGCAAACAUGGGAAGUAUGUACUGCACUCCUUUCCCCAUGCUUGCACUGAAUCUUACCUUCCAAGUCGCUCUUGCCUGAUUGUAUAAACUGUCCUCCUCUCCUGUAUGCUGACACAGUCAGUGGCACCAAUGCCUCAAUAUUGUACAAUAAUACAAAAUAAACAUUUUGUGCUUGAAAACAU
Messenger RNA from Hyla sarda, 9246 nucleotides. RefSeq names its product WNK lysine deficient protein kinase 2 (gene WNK2). The coding region runs from base 527 to 6922 and encodes 2131 amino acids. Gene Ontology annotation, biological process: intracellular signal transduction; positive regulation of potassium ion import across plasma membrane; protein phosphorylation. Gene Ontology annotation, molecular function: chloride channel inhibitor activity; ATP binding; potassium channel inhibitor activity. The transcript has 27 exons. Lineage: Eukaryota; Metazoa; Chordata; Amphibia; Anura; Hylidae. Gene Ontology annotation, cellular component: cytosol; cytoplasm. The record is from RefSeq and is a predicted model, not a curated record.